AUGCAACAGACUGUUUACUUCCACACCUCCUUGAACCACACUGGCAUUGCUGCUGUCGUGGAAGUGGUUGUGACAGCUGGGAAUGGGGAUGGGAGCUCUCAGCACCUCUCCUGUGGCUUUGGGCUCAUCCCCCUCUUUGCCAGCGGAUCAGAGGCGACAGACCCAGCUGCCGAGGACAGAACACUGAAGUUGUACCAUGGGACACCCCGUGCCCUGCUGCACCCACGCUUCCAGGACCCCAUGGAAAAGAACAAAUACCUGACGGUGAUGGAGAAGAGCCACCUGCAGUACUCCCUAAAGCCUCACCAGCCCUUGGAGAUGAUAUUUCACCUCCUUCCUGAAAACCUCCUGGUGUCUGGGCAGCAGAACAUUCCCGGCGUGCUGCCGGCGUGCGGAGAUGCAAGUGACUGCUUGCAGAAACCUCGGCUGCUGCAGCCAGUCACCUGCUAUCUGGAGAGGCUGUCCAUCCGGCUGCACCCUUCCCUGGAGGAAUUUGAGGAAGAGCUGCUGGACCUACUGAACAGCGAUCGCUUACUUAAGGCCAACGCGGCGCCGGACGGUGCCGGGGUGGUGGUUCGGGAGCGGCGGCUGCACGUUGGUGUCCACAACGGGCUGUGCUUUGUCCAGGCACCCCAGGUAGCUGUGCUGGUGCCUGAGGCAGAGGUGGCCCGGGGCAGCUGCCCAGGGGGGCUGGCUCCCGCAGCCAGGGAUGCGGGUCAGGCCCUGGUUCUGCGGAGCCGCAUCCACCUGAGCGAGAUGGUUCCUCACCCGGCCUUUGGGGUCUGCUUCCAGCUGGAGUAUGUCUUCUGCAGCAUGGGGAGAGCUGGUGGGAAGGCCCUGCCCAGUGGUGCCUGCAGUGAAGCCACCGAGAUGUGCUCAGUGCGCUGGGCUGUCUGGAGCCCUGCCCUGGGCACUGGUGAGAAGGAGGAGGAGGUGGUCCUGCCCCUGCGUGGGGGUCCCCACCGUGGUCCCUGCCAAGCUCUGGUCUACCGGACCCCCCCAAGUGGCAGGAGCUCCUGCCAGGGAAAGCACGUGGAGUCUGGGACUGUCCAAUUCCAUGUUUCUACUGAUUCGGAAGAACAUCUUGUAACUGCUGCGAAGAUCCCAGAUAAAGGCAGGGACGCGUUGGAGCCUCCCACGCUGUCGCUGAGUCCACAGGCGCCGCGAGUGCCGGCAUCCCCGCAGGGACCAGGGCUGUCAGUGUCCCAGCUCUCGGCCAUGCCACGGGGCAAGGACCAGCCCCUGGAGGGGGGGAUCACUCACCUGGAAGCCGACCUUGGGUGGGCAGACCCUGAGGCCUGUGCUGAGGAGCCUCUGCGGGCGCUGCCCUUCGCCCCGCUGCAGGUGCCCGUUGCUGCGCUGGGGAUCCAGGCAGACAGUUCCCACACGCUGCUCUCCCGGGCCGCGCUGGCGCGCCUGCACACCGCUGGCUUCCCGGAGAUCCUGGACCGUCACCAGGAGCCAGUGGGAAUCUCGGAGCCUGUGGACCUGGCAACUUUCAGCCCACAGCUGGAGGAAGCUGACCCUCUGCAAGGCAAUGAAAUAAUCCUGCAGUUCCUGGCUUUUGGCAGGGAUGCCCGGGGCCAUGCAGAGGGGACGUGGCCAAGGACCAUUUUCCUCACCUUCCAGUUCUACCGCUUCCCACCAGUUACCACACCGCGGCUGCAGCUGGUCAGCACGGAGCGGGGGCUGGCGGCUGGGCCAGCUCUGCAAGCACAGCUCCUUGUCCGGGUGAACAAGGAUGGGACCCUUGGCAGACCGCCGGGCUUGCAGCUGAAGUACAUGGUGGAUCCUGCGUUCCUGCGAGCCGGGGAGCAGCGCUGGUUCGUGCGGUACCUGGCUGAGCACAGCCUCCAGAUUGACAUCUGGGAUGGAGACUCUCUGCUCCUGGUUGGGUCUGCUGCUGUGAGGCUUCAGCCCCUGCUGCGCCAGGGUCGGGAGGCCAUCAGGACCCACCAUGAGCUGGAAGUGGCCACAACUGAGUAUGAGCCAGACGUGACAGUGAUGGGCCAGGAGGCCCUGAGGCACGGAGCCCUGCGGCCCCUCGGGGUCCGUGUGGCCCUGCGGGGCCGCCUCCACCUCUGCAUGGCCAACGUUGGCCACCUGUGUGAGGAGCCCCCGGGGCAGCUGCCCUCCCCGCUGCCAUCCCGCUCCCGCAUUGUGCCCGCACCAGACGGUGCCUGCGUUAUCCCGGCUGGCAGCUGGUUAUCCCGGGACACUGCUUGUGGGCAAGUGUCACAGGCACGGAGGCUGGUGGAGGUGGACAGCGAGCUGGCGGCUGCGCUGCGCGCCCCCCGCCCGGGGCCCAGGCCGGGCUGGCAGGAGCAGCGUGCCCUGCGGAUGCGUGACUUGCAGAUCAUCGAUGCCUACCGGGAGCACACCAAGGGCGAGAGCAUCUCCCGCGUGCUCAGCCAGGCCAUCACGGCCACCCGCACUGUGCACGCCGUGCUGGGCACCGCGGAGUUCUUUGAGUUCACCCUGAAGAACCCCUAUGGUGUUCAGCACACUGUCACCAUCGAGGUUGACCACCCUGAGCUCAGUGUCAUCCUGGACCCAAGGGAGUGGCGUCACUUCAAGGAGCUGACCAAGAGUGUUACACCAGUGGAGGAGGAGAUGUUCCACCUCCGUGAUGACCUCCGCCCUCAGGUCUACCUGCGCCCCAAUGAGACUGUCCGCAUCCCCUUCAAAUACCAGACCUUCUCUGCAGACCCUGCCAUUGUAGCUGCACAGGGGCCAGCUGGGCUGGACACCAGUGCUGACACAGGCGCCCACUCCCUGGGGCAGAGCGGGGCUGCGCGGAUGAAGCACAUCCAGGUCUCCUUCCAGGUGAGUGGGGGGAAGCCCAUCGCGCUGCUGCUGGUGAAGGUGGAGCCGCAGCCCCACGUGGUGGACCAGACCUUCCGCUUCUACCACCCAGAGCUCACCUUCCUCAAGAAAACCAUUCGGCUGCCCCCCUGGCACACCCUCCCUGGCACUCCAGUGGGGAUGCCCGGGGGGCAGCCUGAGAUGUUUGUUCGCUGCAGUGACCCCAACAUCAUUUGUGAGACCAAAAGUAUGGGGCCUGGGGAGCCACAGGACAUCUUCUUAAAAGUAGCUGGAGGACCAAGCCCACAGAUCAAGAAGUUUUUUGUUGCUAUUUAUACGGACUCCUGGCUGGCAGUGCCCGUCCAGAUCUGGCAGUUCUACCUGCACUCCCUGCAGCGCCUGGACGUCAGCUGCACGGCCGGGCAGCUCUCCCGCCUCUCCCUGCUGCUGCGGGGCACCCCGGCCCCGCGCAGGGUCCGCGCCUUCACCUCCCACCCCCACGAGCUGCAGGUGGAUCCGGAUGGCACAUUCCUUCUUCCGGCCAAUGGCAUCCAGGAGCUGUUUGUUGGGGUGAGGCCUCGGCGGGCAGGCAGCCGGUUCAUCUACCUCAACCUGGUGGACGUGGAGUCCCACCAGCUGCUGUCCUCCUGGCUGCUCUGCCUGGCUUGUCGGCAGCCCCUCAUCUCCAAGGCGUUUGAGAUCUCCCUCCCCGCGGGCGGCGGCCGCGGCUGCAACAAGCGCAUCACCUACACCAACCCCUACCCCGCGCCGCGCCUCUACUUCCUGAGCACCAACCGGCCCGACCUCCUGCAGUUCAAGGAGGACUCCUUUGAGGUGGCUGGGGGGCAGGUGUACACCAUCGGCCUGCGCUUCGCCCCCAGCCAGGAGCUGGGCGAGGAGGAAAUACUGAUCCACAUCAACGACCACGAGGACAAGAACGAGGAAACCUUCUGUGUGAAGGUCCUUUACCAGUGA
Messenger RNA from Chaetura pelagica (chimney swift), 3780 nucleotides. It is a transcript of the gene NPHP4, whose product is annotated as nephronophthisis 4. Gene Ontology annotation, biological process: negative regulation of canonical Wnt signaling pathway; protein localization to ciliary transition zone. The transcript is spliced from 27 exons. The record is from RefSeq and is a predicted model, not a curated record. Gene Ontology annotation, cellular component: ciliary transition zone; ciliary base; cytoskeleton. Bases 1 to 3780 code for a protein of 1259 amino acids. NCBI's taxonomy places the organism in Eukaryota, Metazoa, Chordata, Aves, Apodiformes, Apodidae.